GAGUACGGAGGCCGGGAGGCUCAGCUGAAGUAGCCUCGUAGGGCGGCAGCGAUGAGCGACAUGGUGGAAAGAACGCUGACCGCACUGCCGGGGCUCUUCCUGCAGAACCAGCUGGGAGGGCCUGCGGCCUCCAGAGCACCCUUCUUCUCCAGGCUGGGCGGCCUCAUCCGUGGCGUCACCGCGCUCUCAUCCAAGCACGAAGAAGAGAAAUUAAUCCAGCAGGAACUGAGUAGUCUGAAGGCAACUGUUUCCGCUCCUACUACGACACUGAAAAUGAUGAAGGAAUGUAUGGUGAGACUUAUAUACUGUGAGAUGCUUGGAUACGAUGCUUCUUUUGGUUAUAUACAUGCAAUCAAGUUGGCCCAACAAGGAAACCUCUUAGAAAAAAGAGUGGGUUAUUUGGCUGUUUCUUUAUUUCUACAUGAAAGUCAUGAACUUUUGCUUCUCCUUGUGAAUACAGUGGUAAAGGACCUGCAGAGCACUAAUCUGGUAGAAGUAUGUAUGGCACUUACUGUUGUCAGCCAGAUUUUCCCUCGAGAAAUGAUUCCAGCUGUUCUUCCACUAAUAGAAGAUAAACUUCAACAUUCUAAGGAGAUUAUACGAAGAAAAGCAGUUCUGGCAUUAUACAAAUUUUACCUCAUUGCCCCUAAUCAAGUACAGCAUAUCCAUACUAAAUUUCGGAAAGCACUCUGUGACAGAGAUGUUGGGGUCAUGGCUGCCUCUUUGCAUAUAUACCUUAGGAUGAUUAAGGAAAAUUCUUCUGGAUAUAAAGACUUGACUGGGAGUUUUGUAACAAUUUUAAAGCAAGUAGUGGGAGGAAAGCUCCCAGUCGAGUUCAGUUACCAUAGUGUGCCAGCACCAUGGCUACAGAUUCAGCUCUUGAGAAUCCUGGGACUGCUGGGAAAAGACGAUGAAAGGACAAGUGAAUUAAUGUAUGAUGUUCUUGAUGAAUCCUUACGAAGAGCCGAGUUAAAUCACAAUAUCACUUAUGCUAUUCUGUUUGAAUGCGUACACACAAUCUAUUCUAUUUAUCCUAAAUCAGAAUUACUUGAGAAGGCUGCCAAGUGCAUUGGAAAAUUUGUUCUGUCACCUAAAAUAAACCUCAAAUAUUUAGGACUGAAGGCUCUUACCUAUGUUAUCCAGCAGGAUCCUUCUCUGGCUCUUCAACACCAGAUAACCAUAAUUGAAUGCCUAGACCACCCUGAUCCCAUUAUUAAAAGAGAGACUCUGGAACUUCUUUACAGGAUUACAAAUGCACAGAAUGUAGUAGUUAUUGUACAAAAAAUGCUUGAAUAUUUACAUCAGAGCAAAGAAGAGUAUAUCAUCAUCAAUUUAGUUGGCAAAAUAGCCGAGUUGGCUGAGAAAUAUGCUCCUGACAACGUGUGGUUUAUUCAGACAAUGAAUGCUGUGUUUUCAGUGGGAGGAGAUGUAAUGCACCCUGAUAUUCUCAGUAACUUCCUGAGACUGCUAGCAGAAGGUUUUGAUGAUGAAACAGAAGAUCAACAAUUAAGACUCUAUGCAGUUCAGUCUUACCUUACUUUAUUAGAUAUGGAAAAUACUUUCUAUCCACAGAGAUUUCUUCAAGUUAUGAGCUGGGUAUUAGGAGAGUAUUCCUACCUCUUAGAUAGAGAAAGUCCAGAGGAGGUUAUAACCAGGCUCUACAAGUUACUUAUGAGUGACUCCAUUUCUUCAGAAACAAAAGCCUGGUUGUUUGCAGCGGUAACCAAGUUGACACCUCAAGCUCAUUCUUCUCACAUAGUUGAGAAAUUAAUCCAAGAAUUCACUGUAUCCUUGAAUACUUGUCUGAGACAACAUGCGUUUGAAUUGAAACACCUGCAUGAAAAUGUAGAGCUUAUGAAGAGCUUGCUUCAGGGUGCUCAGAAUUGUGAAGACAUCAUGGUGGAUGCUUCUUUAUCUUUCCUGGAUGGUUUUGUGGCUGAAGGACUCAGCCAGGGAGCAGCACCUUAUAAGCCCCUUCACCAGCGCCAAGAGGAACAGGUCUCUCAGGAAAAAGUUCUCAAUUUUGAACCAUAUGGACUAUCAUUUUCUUCAUCUGGCUUCACUGGACGACAGUCUCCUGCUGGCAUUUCUCUGGGCUCAGAUAUAUCUGGAAACAGUGCUGAGACAGGGCUGAAAGAGACAAGUAGCUUGAAGAUGGAAGGUAUAAAGAAAUUAUGGGGUAAAGAGGGCUAUCUUCCCAAGAAGGAGAGUGGAAUUGGUGAUAAACCAGAAGCCCCGCAUGCUCCUGCAGAGGGUGCGACAAUGGAGAAUGUAGACCAAGCCAAGACCAAAAAGGACCAAGCUCAAGGCCAUACCCCUUCUACAGAGGAGAAAGAAAAGCAACUGUUGGCAUCAUCACUAUUUGUUGGGCUAGGACCAGAAAAUACAAUAAGUUUGUUGGGAAAAGCAGAUGUUGUGUCUCACAAGUUCAGAAGGAAAUCAAAACUCAAGGUAGCCCAAAGUGACAGGACACCCAGUGCUCAUACCACUCCCUCCUCCGCCCUUAGCUCCGUAUCAGACGUGGCUGGUAGAGAUGAGGACGGUCUGGAUGCUGUGGAUAGUGGACACGGGGAACUCAGUUCAGAGCUUUUGGGUUCUGAGUCUCUGUCAGAGCUGCCCUCAGUUGAAAACCUCUCAAGUGUCAGCUUGCCUGCACCUUCUUUGUUUGCCGAUAACAACAUGGAAGUCUAUCAUCCCCCUUCAUCCUCUGCAACUUCAACUGUCAAGGAAAUCAGUUUAGCUUCUUUGUUGGAACUAACUCCUGAGUGCAGGCAUUCAGGUCUCAUGGAAAUCUGCAGUAAUGAAACCGUGUCUGUGUCUUCUUACAAAGUCUGGAAGGAUGAUUAUUUAUUGGUGAUCUGGUCAGUCACUAGUAAGACUGACUCAGAGUUCACAGAUGCUCAGUUAGAAAUUUUUCCUGUGGAAAAUUUCAAGAUCAUUGAGCAACCCAGAUGUUCUUCACCUGUGAUGGAAACAGAAAGCACCAAAUCCUUUCAGUAUGGUGUGCAGAUGAAAAGCCCUUGUGUGGAGGGGACUCUCUCUGGUUUUAUAAAGUAUCAAAUGGUGGAUACACAUUCUGUUCAACUGGAAUUUUCCAUAAACUUAUCAUUAUUAGAUUUUAUCAGACCAUUAAAGAUCUCAACUGAAGACUUUGGCAAACUCUGGUUGUCCUUUGCAAAUGAUGUGAAGCAAACUAUAAAAAUAUCAGAGCCUCCACUUGCUCUGGCUUCUGUCCUAACAGAGCUGCAGCAGAAACUGAGACUUCGUGUGAUUGACAUCAUAGGCAACGAAGGUCUGUUGGCCUGUAAGCUGCUCCCAUCCACCCCCUGUGUCCUGCACUGCCGAGUACAUGCUGACAUGGUAGCCCUGUGGUUCCGAUCCUCAAGCUCUGUUCUUUCAGACUAUUUAUCAUGUCACUGUCAAAAAGUGAUGCAGACAUCCUAGCAAAGUUCUGUUAAAUUUUACUUUUUCCACAUAAAUGGUUUACAUUUAUAACCUUACCAAAGUAAAAAGCACUCACGGUACUUCUGAUGGAAAUGGGGAUUUUUGAGUUUGGUUUGUGUUUUCUUCUUGAUCCUGCUAAGAAUGAUCCCCAAGAAAUUGUGUCAUUAAUUUUUUUACUCAGGAUUGUACAGUAUGCUUGGGUCACCCCCCCCCCAAAAAAAAAAACAACCUAAGCUAAUGUUAUAAAAUGCUAAUGAUUUUAUGUCACUUAAUGUGGAGAAACUGAAAAUAUUUAUUUUGUUAUAAAUGUUUUAUAGCAGGUUUAUUCUAGCAUUAACUGAUUUCUAAUAAGGCUGAGGCUCGGUUCUCUGCUUUGAUGCAGAGAACACAGAUUGAUCAUCACCUGAAUCACACUUGGCUUUGGAGUACAGAAUUUGUUGUAAGAAAAGUCUGCACUUUCGGUUCUGUUUUGCUCAAGUCAGUGUUAAACUGAGGUGGCCUAGCACAUGCUAACCAUUGUAUAAGACCAUGAGCAUGUUGGGUAUUGGGCAAACACAAUCUGUAUUUUUUACUUUUUAACUUGUUAUACUUAAUUUUAAGUAAUUUGACCCUAAAGUAUAUCUGUGUCCUAUUAGAUCCCUUUUGCAGGUAAAAUUUGUGACCAUAGAAUAAAUGGUCAAUUAAUUUUUUUCUGGUCCUUAAAUCUACUAAUAUUAAGUGGAUGUUACUGAGUAGUGACUAUGUAAAUAUAUACUACAAAUACUUUGGCAAAAUAUAUCAUUUUCGUGUUAUAUUUAUGCUUAUAGGCCCUCUAUUAGUAAAAGAAAAGAUUAUGCCUUGUAUGUGUGAUGGGCCAAAAUCUUGAAAUUGUAUAUUAACUGAAAUAGUAUUUUAUAAAAACUAAUGGUGCUGUGGGAAAUAUUUAUUUUACCCUUUUUGGUACUUCACCAUUGAAACUAUUCAGGUAAUAAACUUAAGUUAUUAUGUGAGUCAUUCUAGUUCAUAGGACUGGUUAUCACCAGGGUCAGGCACUUUGGUUUUGUGUUAUCUCACCAAUACUUGCUGUAAAGAUGCUGAGGAGAAGGACAGUGGUAGUGGUGGGGAUGCACACCUUUAAUCCUAGCACUAGGCAGAGGCAUGUGGAUCUCUUGAGUUCGAAGACAGCCUGGUCUACAGAGCAAGUUCCAGGACAGUCAGGGCUACACAGAGAAACCCUGUCUUGAAAAACCAGAAGGGGGGAAAAAGAUGCUAACAAGAUUCUACAGAGCUGUCAUCCACUGUUAGAACAAGACAAAAAGUGGUACUUUUGGAAUUAACUUUUAGAUUAUUCUUUGUAAAUGUAGCACUUUGUUAACUUCUCACUUAAAUACAUGCAGUUAAGCCUUGCUAAAAGAGCAGUAGGUGACUGGAAUUUCCUGCCCAUUGGGUUUCUCCCUUCAGAAGAGACUAGAUGCGUCAUCAGCCUCAGCGCUGUCGAUAGAGGUUCUGAAGCAGCUCCGUCUUUAUUGUUGCCAUUCGCAGCCUUCUCUGCGCCUCUCUCAGCCUUGCUCGCACUUUAUCAAGCAGUGUGGCAUGUGAUAUAGGAGGAGCUCCUAUGUGUGUGUUUCUCCAGGCAUUUCUGUGGUCACUGAGGUUGGUCAGUUGUGCAGCAGGGGAAGUAAGGUAUGUAAAGUCACAAUGACAGAUACCCCGAGGAUCAUGGGUGUUUGCUUUUCUGCUGCUUUGUUACAAGGCAUGUUCAUGAGAGCAGCAGUACUUGUCAUGGGACUUAAUUGUCCCACCACUCUGUCUGACUGCAUGUGUGAACAGUAGGUUUGGGGUUGAGGCAUGACUUUAGAUCUGCCAAAGAAAACAUCAUGCCACUUUUGUUCUUUCUGAACUCACUAAAUAAAAUGUAGAGUAACGAGG
Messenger RNA from Arvicanthis niloticus (Nile rat), 5352 nucleotides. RefSeq names its product adaptor related protein complex 4 subunit epsilon 1 (gene Ap4e1). The record is from RefSeq and is a predicted model, not a curated record. Gene Ontology annotation, cellular component: membrane coat; AP-4 adaptor complex. Gene Ontology annotation, biological process: vesicle-mediated transport; intracellular protein transport. NCBI's taxonomy places the organism in Eukaryota, Metazoa, Chordata, Mammalia, Rodentia, Muridae.